UUACAAUCGUGAGUUCUUUAGCAACCAGGGUAUCAUCAGACACAUCCGCCUCCGGAUGCAAUCUUUUGGAGAGUUACUUUUUUGUUCGUCCUAGGGUAGGUGGGCCCCCAAGAGGAAGGCUGUUUCAAGGGGUGUGUGUGUGCAAUGGAUAAAUGAGCAGGACCAAUCAUCCACCAUGGAGUACAACUUGCACAGGAAGAGGAACUUAACAGCAGUCCUCAAAGCCAGCAUUUAUGAAGUGCAUGAUCGUGCAGAAUUCGCUUUGCUUACGAAACGUUUGUUAGCAGCAACCGAAGAAGUAAUUAGCAACCCCCUGCAUCAUGACAUCUGUUGGGGCUCUCCUUUCAAACUGCGGCCUGUGACAACUAUUGUGAAAGUACGAGUCCCUUCCUUGCAGACAAUAGAAUCUGAGCGGCUUUUGGAACGCCAAAGGUUUGAGAAGAUUGAACUCCAACACAAAGUUGCACAGCAAACAGAAUCGGAAUUUAAAAGGAGGAGAUUUUUGGCAAGAAGACCACUGCCACCCUUUGCUUUCAAUUAGGCCUUACGCAGGCCCGCUGUUUAUCCGUCUGUCUUUCCAGUUUGCCGUGGUCCAGACAGUCACGUCAGGCCGCUCAAUGCAUUUGUGGGCCAAAUGAGUAGGCCAUCCAAACACUUUUUCCAAGCACAGCAUGGCCGUGUUGUGAACCACAUCAUGGUUACUUUAAUGAUUAAAGACAGAAUUGGAAAAUGGAUCACUAAUUCCUAACGGUCAUUACCAGGGCUGACAUGCUGGUCACUUGAUUGGUCAAAUACGGUCAGUUAACCACUUAUUUCCCAGUCACUGUCACAUAUUCCCUGACACCAAAAAUGCCACGGCGUGGUAGCUUCCCUGCUUAAUUUAAUUCUGUAUAAUUUCAAGGGCAGACAUAAGGGCUGCUUUUCCCCUAGUCCUCCGGCAGUCAGAGGAAAGCCCAGCAGAAAAGCAAAGUUUCUUCUACCGUCUUAGUGGCCUCUUCUCCUUCUGACAAAGGUCAUUGCUCAGGACCACUAAGGCCAUGUGGCCCCUCCAAUCCCUGCAGCCCCUGCCGGCUCCGUGACGGAGCUGGCAGUCAUGUGAGUGGCCGAUCAGGCCGCCCAGGGCUGCUUCCCUGCUCAUCUGCGGGGAGAGCGGGCUAAGCUGAUCGUGAGACUUGCCUCACUGGGUUGCUGGAGAUAUGGAUCUCAGGUAGGUCAACAACGAUCUCAGCAUUUUAUUGCCUCUGUGUUGUGGAAUUUGUUCUUAAAGAUGGGCAUAGCAUCAAAACAGAACUAAAGGCUAUCGAGUUAAAAGCCAAUCCACAUGAUCUGUAUCUUUUCCAUGUAUCACAUGUCCAUGUAUCACAUCUUUUCCAGUAUCACAUGAUCUGCUGCUUUUCCAUUUUUUAAAAAACCCCUUCUUGCACAUAGUAAACUGUGAUGUCAGGGAGAAGGCUUACCUAGCAACCGUCUCUAUUUUUUGAGGCCAGAUUCUGUGUACAAUCCGCCACCGCCCCCACCAUAGGAGAGCAUUUAGCUAUGUAAUCCCCUGCCUGUAAUCUGAAGUGGUACAGUCCAGGAAAUGGUGUGCCAGAUGGUUUUGUUCCAUGUGUAUAUUGACUCUUAAGACACUGGCAUUUUCCUGUAUGCUAUAGGAGCAUAUUUGGCCAUCGGAGGAAAGGUACCACCAAGUUCAGGAGGACACCAGUGUGGGAGGCUGGGUAUGCUGGGAGUUGUAGUUCAGCAACAUCUGGAGGGCCGCAGGGUGGGGAAGCCUGCAAGAAUCCAUUACUGUGAUCAAAAUGUGUUUGAAGACCAUAAUAUAAUUGUAAUCUGGUGACCUUUCUCUUCCUCCAUUUAUAUUAGUUUGGAAGCAUUGCUGGAGACUUAUUGCUUCUGGCUGUAGCAAUAGCCACCAUGUUACUGUACGAAGGUGUUUGGAAUGUGGACCUUUUGUGAUAGUCUGUGCUGUUUUCUCAUUCACUGGCUACCUUGGCAGCUUCCUAUUGGCCCUUCUCACCUGUCAGUCUUGGAAAAGGUACUUGACAAAUUCUGUACACGGAAGCACAUUUGGUGGCAUUUAGUGGGUGGUUGGAGCUGGCUGAAUUUGGCAGAACGGGGCAGGGGAUUCUUCAUUCAAAAAAAAAUCUGCUUCAUUUUUCUGCAAGAAACUUAAGGCAGCAUACAACAAUCUAAAUACACACACACUCAAACUUUUUAUUUUAUUGUUAAAUUUAUUAUAUACUGCCUUUCAUUAAAAACAAUCCCAAGGCGGGGAUUCCUAAUGAAAUUAGACUUCCUAAUGACAUUAGAGUUCCCUAAUGAAAUUAAAGUUUCCCCUUCUCUGUAUGUUUUUAAGAAGGACCUGAAAACAUACCUAUUUAUUCAGGCUUUUAGUUUAUAGUUUUAAAGCUUCAGGUUUUAGAGUUUUUAUUCAUCUUUUAAAAUGGUUUUAAUUGUGUUAAUGUUUUAAUGGUUUUUAGAUUGUGAACCGCUCAGGGACUUUUUUUGUAUAGGAUGGUAUAAAAAUGUAAGAAAUAAAUAAAAAUAAAAGAAUAGCAAUAAAACAA
This is a messenger RNA of Hemicordylus capensis (graceful crag lizard), 2567 nucleotides long. RefSeq lists its product as uncharacterized. Lineage: Eukaryota; Metazoa; Chordata; Lepidosauria; Squamata; Cordylidae. The record is from RefSeq and is a predicted model, not a curated record. The transcript has 4 exons. Bases 176 to 541 code for a protein of 121 amino acids.